Molecule: messenger RNA, 5115 nt
Organism: Cherax quadricarinatus
Lineage: Eukaryota; Metazoa; Arthropoda; Malacostraca; Decapoda; Parastacidae
Source: RefSeq, a predicted model, not a curated record
AAGUGCCUUAAUGAGAAGCGUCGUCGAGAGCAGGAGAACACAUACAUCGAGGAGCUGGCAGAGUUAAUCCAAGCCAGCAUCGCCUCUGACAUGAGCUCGCUCUCUGUCAAGCCGGACAAGUGCGCCAUCCUGCAGCAGACUGUCAACCAGAUCCGGCGCAUCAAGGCGGCGGAGGGUACAGGGGAAGGUGCCGUGCAGCAGGGUGAGGUCUCCUCCUCUAAACCAACACUUCUACCCACCCAGCGCCUGGGACCUCUACUUCUCGAGGCUCUAGAUGGAUUUCUAUUCCUUGUCAGUAAUGAGGGAAAGAUAGAGUUCGUAUCAGACAAAGUGAGUCACUUCAUCAAGUUUACUUCAGAAGACUUAACAGGGAAGAGCAUCUACAACAUUAUACACGUAGGAGAUCACCCCAAAUUCUCCUCUUGUUUUUUGUCAUUAGGUUGGUCAAGUGAACCUCCCUGUGACUCUUCACGGAAUCGCAGUUUUAAUUGUCGCCUCCUGGUCAGGCCUCCAGAUGACCAGGAGGAGACUAUGGAAGAGAGGCAACAGCGGGUAUCCCAGUAUGAGAAUAUGCAGAUUUCAACAGUGCUUUUGCCAUCGUAUUUUGUGGACAAAAAUAAUAGUGAAUCCUUUGAAGGUGAAGGACAACAGUGCCUAGUUUGUUUAGUACGGCGAAUUCCGCCCAACGAGCGUAUACAGGGUACUCCAGUUGAACAGUUUACCACCAAACUGGAUAAUCAAGGCACCAUAAUUGCAAUUGAUGCAAGUGGAGUAUCCCCCAGAUACAGUCACUAUAUCAGUAAGGAAAGAAUUGGUGAGCGCUUCAUAGAAUUGAUUCCUCCAGGGGACGUUGGUAAGGUGACAGGCCACCUCCAAGAAACUGUGCAGUCUGGGCAAGCUACCUCACAGGUGUAUCGGGUUAAGAUUGGUGGAGAUCGUUAUAUUCGCGUGCAAACAAAAUCUAAACUUUUCCGUGAUACAGACGGAACUCAAGUAGAAAGAAGCUUCAUGAUGGCAACACAUUCUAUUAUUGGACCUUUCCAAGAGGGUAAUGGGUCAUCAACAGCUGACAGAUUGCAUGCAGGAACUUCUGGUAAUGGAGGAUCAUUAUUGGAUGAAUCUUUAUCUGGGCGGCCAAGUAGUACGGGGGCAGCGGGUGAUGAUUCUGGUGUGUCCUCCAUUGGUGAUAAUACCCGUUUACGAAAACUUCUCAGUCAUGGUGAAAGUGGUAGUGAUUUGCCUUCGGACAACUCUAAUAAAAUCCUCAAGGAUCUCCUCAACCAAAAGGAUGAAGAUGAUACCCAAGGAGGGAUAGCUGGUGGUGUAGAUGGUAAUAGUACAUUAGAACGGCUUAUGUCACGAGUUCCCUCUCACCAUGACUUCAAGCCCAACACAUCCUCAUCUCCAGCAGUAAAUUCCACAGCAAAUAAUAUGUUAAGAGAGCUCCUGAAUAAUGAUGAUGAUGACAACGAAAACAGAAAAAGUAGUGAUGAUAUUUGGGAACUUCUAAAUGAUACCCCAGACGAAAAGAAGCCAGACAUAACGUCUGACUUUCGACAACCACAAGGGCCUGGAGGAGGUAUACAGUCAACAAAUUCCGCCUCUACGUCACCCUCUACUCUCAGUACCUUAACCUCAUCAUCUAGUAUAUCCCAGUCUACCAAUUCUGGUGCGCCUCCAAGACCGCGUAGUGCAGAUAUGUUGAGUGCAUCCACCAUGUUAAGGGGUAUCAAACGACCUAGUGAUGAAGCUCACGAUGGCAAUCCUAGCAAACAGAUGAUGGGUGCAUUUGAGAGUCUGUUGGGUCCAUCACCUCCUGCCAGCUCUAUGAGUCCUGCACCUGUCCAACAUGGGGGACCUUCCACACCUCAUGGUGGUCCAUCAACACCUCAUGGAGGCUCUUCAACUCCACAUGGAGGUCCUUCAACUCCACACGGUGGACCUACAACUCCUCAUGGCCCUUCAACCCCUAUUGGGAACAAUACUAGUGGGGGCAUUGGUCAUGGAGGUCCUGGAGUUAGUCCAACCAACCAGGGCUCUUCAAAACUAUGGGAAAGGAACAAAAUGCUUGCCUCCCUUUUAGCCAAGGAACCAGUCCAUAUGAACCAAAAUCAGCCUCCAUCGCAGCAUUUAAAUCCACAAGGCCUACCACAAGAGAAGCUUCCAAAGGACUUAGAGAAGAAAUUACAGACAUCGAUUCCUUGGCAGCCUUCUGGGCGGAACCAGUCUGAGAUCCUCAAUCAAUUACUAAUUAAAGGACCCAGCAAUACCCGCUCUAAUGUGAAGGUCAACACAGCCAUGGGUUCUAAUAUGGGUAUGAACCCCCAGCUGCGUACACCGACUCCAACAUCAAUAAUGGGAGGUCAGGGUGGUGUCGGUGCGCAAGGUCAUAUGACAUCUCAACCUUCCUUAUCUUCUCAAAGUGGCAUAGGAGUGAACAAUAUAAAUAUUAGUGGCUCUGGAACUGUGUCUACAACUCUUGGUGGACGUGGUACUGUAGUUAGUGUUAGUGGAGUGUCAGUUUUGGCUUCAUCCAUGUCGACUACAACCACAAAUACACUGCCAUCAUUUAAGUCCUCAAUGGGUCUUAAUGUCCUGGAUCCUGUAAGCAGUAGUUUUCCAGAUGGAUCAUUGCCUUCCAUCACCACUUCCUUUCCGUCAGUCCUACAAAACCACAACGAUGAUUUUCUACGAGAGAGUGUUAUUAAUGAUAUAUUAGAGAUGACCAACAAUUUUCCUGGUGGAUUAUCAGAAGAUUCAGGAAUGAACCAUGAACCUAGCCUAGAUGAUGUUCAUAGAUCCUCUACAUCAUCAGCGCAGGAAAUGAUGGAGAUACAGAAAAUUCAGAACUCUCUAAUGUCUGAGAUUGAAGCACAGGGCUCAUCAUCAGUUGCAGGACCUGGAUCAUUACCCCCAUAUACUGCAGUACCUUCUGUCCAGUCACAUGGGAGUUACCCACCUCCUUACACCCAACGAAUACGUUUUCCAAGUGCUGGUCCAGCUGGGGGUCCAGGUGGAGGUACUAAUAUUGGAGGGCACAUGAGUCCUGCAAGUAUGAUGAGGCCCAGUACUCAACAGUUUGCACCUGGAAGUCCAACAGUGCCCUCUCGACCAACUAUGAAUAACCAACGUGCAUUGUUAAGACAACAAGAGACAAGGAAACGGCUCUUACAACAUCAGCAGCAACAGGUGUUAGUGCCGUCCAACACCUCAGAUGUGGCUCAACCUCCACCAACCUCAUACCAGAACAUGGAUGACCUCUUUAAUAACACCGUUGCGCCAAAUGUGAAUGUCACUCUCCAGCGUAAUGUUGCCGAGUCUCAGACAUCUCCAAAUUACAACCUGCUCAAUUCGCCACUAGGGGGUGGGGGACAAAUUUCUCCUGGCCAGCGUAUUCCUCAACCCCCUUUCUCUCCACAUGGUCAAACAACUUCUCCCCUUCCAAACCAACAGUACAGCAAUAGUGGGCAGAUGGGUGGAUACCAGGGAGCACAAGGCUCUCAACUAUCCCCAAGAUUAUCCCAGGGGUCACCAGUUCCGCCAAGCUAUCAACCAGGAGGGCAACCCCUUCCUCAAAUGUCCCCCACAGGCCCUGGCACUCCAGGAACACCUGUGGUACAAGUACCCCCUGGUCAGCAAAGUCCGGUGUGGUCGUCUCCUAGUCCGCAACAGCGGCCAUCCCUAAUGACCCAGAACCCAAUGCUGAAUGCGCAACUUUCUUCCUUUAUAAGAAACGAUGGGGGACGACAGUUUCAGGGUGGCGGGCGGAACCAGUUACCCUCCAUGCGUUCUGUGCCGAGCCCUAGUGCCCGUCAGUCACCUUAUCAAGGCAUAGGUCCUCACACACCUGGGGCUACUGGGCAAGGAGACUCACACCCCUACCCUCCCUCCUCUCCGCAGCAAGGACAGUCACCUUUAAUUUAUCAGCAACAGCAACAGCAGCAGCAACAACAACAGUAUCGUAUUCAACGAACUAUGUCAGCACCAGGGCAGAUGGCAGGCGGGAAUGGCAUGCUCAGUGAGUACACUCGAAAUGAACUGCGGGCUCAUGUUGGUGCCCGAAGUACAGGGGUUAGUGGGGGAGGGGGAGGGCCAGGGUCCCCUUCCCCCAGCCAGCAGCAACCACAACAGCAACCACCGUCACAGCAGCAGCAGCAACAGCAGCAACAGCAGCAACAGCAACAACAACAACAGCAACAACAGCAACAACAGCAACAACAACAACAACAACAACAACAACAACAACAACAACAACAACAACAGCAACAACAGCAGCAACAACAGCAGCAGCAGCAACAACAACAACAGCAACAACACCAACAACAGCAACAACAACAACAACAGCAGCAACAACAACAGCAGCAACAACAGCAGCAACAACAACAUCAGCAGCAGCAACAGCAGCAGCAACCUCAACAAACACAAGCACAACACCUGGCCUUUCAACAAAACCCUGACCAACACCACCACCACCACCACCACCACCACCAUCACCUUGACCAGCCGCUACUUCACUCUUACUCCCCCUCAGGUACCUGUCCUCUGACUCACUCACUUGUGCUACACUCAGGCAUCACUCGCAUCACUUGCUUAACCUUGCCCAUAUUAAUCUCAGACCAUUCCAUGUGACAGUGACUCCCACUUAGUAUCACUUGCAUCUCUGACCUUACUCAACCAAAUAGAGAAUAGAAUCAAGGUACCUGACUUGCUUAUUCCAAACCUGCACAUCAUUGCAUUACUAGCUUUAAUUAGUCAGCAAACUGACCUAAUUGUGUUAACAAAUUUCAUCCUUUUACCUAUUUUCCAUUGCUGACAUCAUCACCUAUAGAAAUUGCUUGGCCACUUUAAAUUGGAUAACUGAAUUAAUAAAUAUGUCUCACUUUUAAGCUUAAAACUGGCCAAUUGAUUAAUCUUUAGGUGGUGUUUUAUCCAUUUAUUAUAGUUUCUGACAUCUUAUAGCUAGAAUAUACUUUGUAUAUCAGUGAAUGUACUAAACCUUAAAAGAGAGCAUCUUGAUGACCUCACAGCUUCACCUCGUGCUGCAGCCUGCCACUCUUCCUCAUGGAACUGAGACAUAAUUCUUUCUGCUGUACCACUUACCCUGUACCUGUGCCU